Molecule: messenger RNA, 7547 nt
Organism: Cyprinodon variegatus (sheepshead minnow)
Lineage: Eukaryota; Metazoa; Chordata; Actinopteri; Cyprinodontiformes; Cyprinodontidae
Product: potassium voltage-gated channel subfamily B member 1-like
Exons: 3
Coding region: 384-2780 (798 amino acids)
Biological process (GO): protein homooligomerization; potassium ion transmembrane transport
Cellular component (GO): membrane; voltage-gated potassium channel complex
Molecular function (GO): protein binding; delayed rectifier potassium channel activity
Source: RefSeq, a predicted model, not a curated record
GCGGCAAACAGAGAGCUUUCCUAGCUUCAUCCCGGAGUCUACUUGUUGAUUCACUCCAGAAGUGGUUCGCAGGACACACAGGACUUUUUGCUGUCAUUUUUUUCAUAUAUGUUUUGACAUUAUAUUUUCCAUCAUGGAGCGCGGCUGAUGAUGCAUCUCUGGGCUCCAAGCAAAGCGAAUGAGGCAGCGGCGGGCUUAACAAGUUGUAUCGCAGUUACACAUGAAAUGAUGCUGAUUUUUCCUCAUCAGGCGAAUCGUCACACCAGGGAGACGCCACAAGAAACGAAGGGGGUCCUGAUGCGGUCAUCUCCAGGAUCAUGUCUUCUUAAUCAUCCAGACUGCGUCUCCCGGGUUCUCAGAGUUUCCAACUGACCUGAGCGAAGAUGAUUAAAACCGGCCCCCGGUCGACCACCACGCUGCCUCCAGACACCAUAGACAUCAUCCGGACCAAAACACACUCCCGCCGGGUGAGACUCAAUGUUGGGGGACUUCUCCACGAGGUCCUCUGGAGGACCCUAGAGAGGCUGCCCCGUACAAGACUGGGCAAGCUGCGGGACUGCAACACGCACGAGUCCAUCAUGGAGAUAUGCGACGACUAUAGCCUAGAUAACAACGAGUAUUUCUUCGACCGGCACCCUGGUGCCUUCACCUCCAUCCUGAACUUCUACCGUACCGGGAAGCUGCACAUGAUGGAGGAGAUGUGCGCCCUCUCCUUCAGCCAGGAGCUGGACUUCUGGGGCAUUGAUGAGAUCUACCUGGAGUCCUGCUGUCAGGCGCGGUAUCACCAGAAGAAAGAGCAGAUGAACGAGGAAUUGAAGAGGGAGGCUGAGAAUAUGAGGGAGAGAGAGGGAGAAGAGUUCACUACCACAUGCUGCUCAGAGAAGAGGAAGAAGUUGUGGGACCUGUUGGAGAAGCCAAGCUCAUCGUUUGCUGCUAAGAUCCUUGCAAUCAUCUCCAUCCUCUUCAUUGUGCUGUCUACAAUUGCCUUGUCUCUGAACACCCUCCCAGAAUUACAGGACACAGAUGAGUUUGGCCAGCCCACAGACAACCCACAGCUGGCUCACGUGGAAGCUGUUUGUAUUGCCUGGUUCACCAUGGAAUACCUCCUCCGCUUCCUCUCUUCUCCAAGCAAAUGGAAGUUCUUCAAAGGCCCCCUGAACAUUAUCGACUUAUUGGCCAUUCUGCCCUAUUAUGUCACCAUCUUCCUCACAGAGUCCAACAAGAGUGUGUUGCAGUUCCAGAAUGUUCGGCGUGUGGUCCAGAUAUUUCGGAUCAUGCGGAUCUUGCGAAUCCUGAAACUAGCCCGGCACUCCACAGGUCUUCAGUCUUUGGGCUUCACUCUCAGAAGGAGCUACAAUGAGCUGGGCCUGCUUAUCCUUUUUCUUGCCAUGGGAAUUAUGAUCUUCUCAAGUUUGGUUUUCUUUGCUGAGAAGGAUGAAGAGGACACCAAAUUCAAAAGCAUUCCUGCCUCCUUCUGGUGGGCUACGAUUACUAUGACAACUGUAGGUUAUGGAGACAUUUACCCAAAAACUUUGCUGGGAAAGAUAGUCGGAGGUUUGUGUUGCAUUGCAGGCGUCUUGGUAAUAGCCUUACCCAUCCCUAUUAUCGUGAAUAACUUCUCUGAGUUCUACAAAGAGCAGAAAAGGCAGGAGAAAGCCAUCAAAAGGCGAGAGGCUCUGGAGAGGGCUAAGAGAAAUGGUAGCAUUGUCUCUAUGAACAUUAAGGAUGCAUUUGGACGUAGUGUGGAACUAAUGGAUGUUAUGGUGGAAAAAACUGAGGAGCGAAAGGAGAAGCUUCAUGACAAUCACAUAUCUCCGCAUAGAGGAACACCCAGGAUCAAAUCGCCACUCAACCCCAGUAGCCCCAAUAAGACAAUUGAGUCAAGCUACCAAGAAAAGGCUAAACCAGCUGGCAGUCCUCAGCACCUCAGCGCACAGACACUUGAGGAGUUGUACAACAAAAUGACAAGGGCACAGUUACAAGCUAACGCCAACAGCAAAGAAAAGGCUGGACAUUCAAAAUCAGCCAGGCAGAAAGCUGAAUUUGAGAUGGGAAGCAUAACAACAGAAGCCAUCCCAGGCACAACAGAGGCAGUGACAGACAUGAAGAGCAUUUCCAGCGUUGACAGCUUCAUCAGUUGCGGCCCCGAUUUACCCGAAAGCUCUAGAUUUUCGCAUGGCUCCAGCACCAACAUGCCUGGAAGGGUCAGUACCAACCCCAGCCUGGAGCCCACCCUGGAGAAUGAGCAUGAAGGAUUACAUGGCACUGCCAGCCCUGUGUUUAGCCAAAGCACCAAGCUCAACAGGGACAGCCCAAGAGGUCCACCUCUGAACAAUCCGCUUAAGGGCCGCUCACUAAAAGUUAGUGUCAGAGGUGUGGAGGACUCAGGGAAAGGAGGUCUCUCAGACAGCUCAUCGGUUCAGAGCCCAGAGACAUCCGUCUACACCACUGCCAGCAGCAGGACACCAAGCAAGAGCCCAGAGAACUUGCGGCCGAGCGUCUUCACAUUCCACGAUGCCUCUGUCAGUAAGUUCAUCGACGCUGACACGGAUGAAGAGGAGCACCUGCACGACAGUUCGGCAGCCAACGUGACCCAAAGACUUUUGGAGGGGGCGAGCCCCAGGUUUGGGCACCUUUCUGGUUUUCAGCAGGGUCCCAACCAUAUGGAGGGCCUCUCAAACAAGUUGGGGAACAGCAGCCUGCCACUAGAGGGGCAGGAGAACCACAUUUCACCAGAGCUGCAGCUGCUUCAGGGGGAGAAGCAUCAGUUUAACUCUUAGAGUCAAAUAGGCUUGCACAAGGAAUAUGAAGAAGAGGGAGAGAUGAGAGACCUAAAUUGAGAAUUUCAGAGACUUGUCUGGGAGCAAUUUUGCGGGGAGACUGAAAGAAAAAGGCUUUCCUGCAAAAAUACAACUGCUGUGGAUUACUGGAAAUAGUUGUAUCUUCUAAACACUCAUUAAAAAACAACAAUCAAUUGUGCACUCAGAGUGAAAUAAAAGGAGGGAUUUUUUACUAUUUAUACAAGCCCAAAUAAGGUAAUCAUUACACUAGCCUCAAGAGUCUAGUCUAUCAUUUUUUAUAACCCACUUUUUCUGAAAGCCCUGGAUACAACGUUGAAGCCACAGCAGCAGAUACUGUCAAGUCUUUAGUGAAGCAUAAAGGGCACUGAAACAAGGCACAAUAAGAGGAGGUCUUUCAAAAUCCUUCAUUGCAGUAUGAAAGGAAGACACCCAUCUUCUUUUCCUACAGUAUUUAUAUUCAGUAUAUGUCCCAAAGGCAGAGGGUUGAGGGCAGGUUUUUGCUUCCUACGACUUCCUUCAAAUCUGGCCUUAGUUCAUGUUGUCCUGUGUUUUGCGUUUGGGUGGAAAGAAGGAAGCCUGAGGCAGGCUACCAGACAGAACAUAAAUAUCUGGAUAUGUGUGUGUGCAAUAACUACCUUUCACUUAGGUUAAUUAUGUAGCAAUAGUGCUCUUUUAUCUGACAUCAAAUCUUCAGCAGAAUCAAGUGUUUCAGUCUGUUUCUUUUAAGCGGCUCAGUGUCUCUCCUGGGUUGGCGUUUUUACUGCACAGGUUUCACAUAAACGCAGCAGAAUGACACUGUGAGGUCCCUCCUUUUCUCUCUUGUCCCCAUUUUGCCCCAGAGCUGGCGUCUUUUGAAAAUGAUUCCAAGUAAAGCUGUUGUGCUUUUGCUCUUCUUGUUAUAUAACCAGUGGCAGUUUUUAAUAUAGGAAAUAAGGCCUUCUACCCAGGGCGGUACGCCACAGGGGGAGGACCACAGGGCAAAGAACAGAAAGCUGUUUGUCAGCUGUGCAUCAAACAGCUGGCUCAUUUGCAAACCCAUUGAAUGGGAAUCUGUGCCUCCCUGUGGUGUGAAGACCGUAAGCACUGAAAGAUUAUAUUGUUGUACACUGUUAUGAUAGUAAAGUUGAUUUUGAAUUUUUAGCUCAUGAUUUGGUACUAAGAGGAAUCUGGACUGCAUGGUCAGCCCUUAUCUGGAUCAUUCUUUACCAAGCAGAGUUUUUAAAAAAUACAAAUUAGAGAUUUAUGAACCAUAAAUAGCUAUCGUCUGUUAAAAAAGAAAGAAAAAAAAGAAAACAGAAGUAAAAAACCAAAAAAAAAAAACAUAAUUUUAAUGCUUUCUUAGUAAUACGACCACAUUAAACUGAGACAAGUUUACAAAGCACAAGAUGUAGACUGGUUAAACCAAGGAUGGAUUUUGUUAAACUGAUUACAGAUGCUUUAAAUCUUGUCCAUUAUUCUCAAUUAAAUACUAGUUUAAUAUUUACAGUUCUUACUAUCGCUGAGAGUUAGAUAACCAAACAUAAUUCUUGCUGAAUGGGCUUUGUCAGGGGUAUUGGUGUGUGUUUAGUUUUGAUAGGUUGGCAGAAGGGGGGCUCGCCCAGGGCACCAUUCACACAGGAGCUGCCACUACUUAAACCUUUGUUCUGAAUGCCUGAAUGCGUCCUUCAGAUUAGGUUUAAUUUAUCUAUCAAAUAAUAAUUCUUUUUGAAUUUGUGUUCAAAGCAAUUGUAGCAGCUGAAGUGAGCUUUGCAUUGAACAAGUGGGGUAAGCAGUGAGAAAUCCAGUUAUGUAUGAGACUAAAUACUGCAAAGCAUCGCUGCAAAGUCAGACUCUACCAAAACAUUGCACAUCACCUGUCAAAUAAAAAAAAAGUUAUUUAUAUUUUUAAGAUAUUUUCUAAAAUGACUGACAUGUUACGUAAUGUCAUAUUUGUUUUAAUUCAAAGCACUGUAUGUACUGUUUCUAUGAAGGAGUGGCUUCUGUUAGACAAUGUUCAGCAGUAGAUGAUUUAUAAUGUUUGCUACCCUCUCCCUGUAAAUGCUUGUUGCAGUCCUUUUGUGUGCAAUGUAAAGAACCAAAGACUUGUUCUUUCUAAUGAUAUAUACUGAGAAGUGUACAUUUUGAUGUAUCAUCUAAAAUUGUUAAAGCAUUCCUUUUAAAAAAAAACAUACAUUCUGACUCAUUUCAGGGAGCCCUGAUGGUUCAUUUAGGGCAAACAUUUAAGUAGGAGAAUAUCCUAGCAUCUAAACAAUACUGCUUUUAGAAAACAAGAUUUGUUUUAUGCUUUUGAAAGGUCAAUCCCUUUUAGAAAUUAGAAAUAUCUCUAUUUUCUGAGCAUUUUACAGCCAGCAGUUUCCUCGAAUGUUAUGUAUGCAUUUUGCUCUUUUUAAGGCACCUAACAGAAAAUACCAAACCUGGCACUCUUACACUUGUUUUAUUUUGUUCAUUAACUUAACAUGUCUUGCAAGGUUGGAUGAAAGCAGGUUUUGCAGGAAAAAUUUAUUUAUGCUGGACCUAUUUCAUGUAGAUGCAUAGAUCAAGUAGUGGUACACAUGUGUUGGUCAACCUAGUAAAGAUGUGUAAAAGGUUUAAAAUUAAUCAAUUUACACUACCAUGUUCUCACAUUAAACUAGAAAAAUACCUUUAAUCUAAGUGCAUUGAUUCAAAUUUUAAAAAAUCAUAUGCUGACACAACUGUACACAUUUAGAGGAUACAGCAAGUAAUCUUAAACCACCUACUUUUGCAAAAUUUCUCCAUCUCGUCUCUUCAGCUCUCUGAACCAUUGAUAUCUCUGACUGGAAGAUCUUUUGUGAUCUGAUUGUAGAUUUUGGAUCACUGCUGUGGUGAAAGAGACACUGAGGGUAUUUCAUUUUUGCCUUGCAGAGGCCAACAGAUCUGUAACUAAAAUAUCCUUCUGUUUAAUUAAAAUGAAUGAUUCCACACACUGAAAUAGGGUUUUCAUAACCUUUUGGAAAGACAGGCCCACAGUAUUACAGAUCCUCCAACGUGCUUGACAAUUGGGUAUGAGAAGCUUAGCCAAGUAUUCGCCUUUUUGUUUUCAUACCUGUCAAGUUUUGGAUUUGAAAAAUUCAGGAAAUUUUCCUGAAUCCUCUGCCGUCUGUCUGACUGCCCCAGACAAGCUCCAGUAUCUAUUAUACUUUAAAACAUGCACAAGAAAUCUAAAAUAAACCCUUGUCAACUUGACUUGUGAUGCUAGGGGCAGUUUGUUUGGAGAGGUAUGUAUACAGCUACCUAUGAGUGGUGCAAAGAUGAACACAGUUUCUCCUUCUGUCAUGUAAUCAAAAGCUAAUAGAAACAUACUAAGAAACUCAAUACGCAAUACUUAUUGAUUUUUCAAAGGUUCCUUUUAGAGCCAGCCCACUCCAUAAGCAAACUAAAGCCUUUGUCAAGGGAUCCUGGUAUUUGAUUAUUUCUUAAUAUUUAUUUGCCAUGGUUAGGUUUAUUUCUAAACCUAACCGUUAGCUAAAUAGCUUGUGAGGACCAACAAAAUGUCCUCACUUUGCAACAACUGGUCCUCAAUCUGAUGGUGAAAUUGGAAAAAUGGUCCCCACUCUAAUCGCUAGACAGGUACACACACAAACACAAACAAAUUCGACUACGUUCAGGAUUGAAUUACUCUUUUCUAAAAAUCCAAUGUGAUUUUGCUGCUACAUUGAAAUAGAAAUCUAAUUUUAGCUAUUUUACACAUCUUCGUUGUAGGGGUGCCAACAAAUUGUCCUGGCUCUGUAGUCUGAGUUAGAUGUUUCUGUGCCUUUGCUUUUAAUGAAAAAUCAUUCACACUCAUUCUGGAUUAAUGGAGUCUAAAAAAAAAGAGCAAAUGAACAAAAUGAGUACCCAUCCUGUCAAGCUUUUAUAUUUGAUACUGAAAGUUGUGUCUUGUGCACCAAACAUUUGAAUGGAAAAGCCCAGAAACCCAAACAGGUGUAGACUGGCUCUCAGAAGAGUAAACAGUUUCCAUGGUGAGGGGCUGAAAUGACUGGAUGGCUCACAUUUGAUGCACGCACGUAGCCUAAUUACUAGAGAAUGGGUGCAGACUUUGUCUUAAUUCAUUUAUUCAUCUCAGUUGUGUCUUCAGUCUGGGGGACGGAACAGAAAACUGGAUUGUAAGACUUUCUCGGUCACUGUCACUUCAUCGGUUUAUGUCACUAAGUUUCUCUCUCACGGAAACAAGCACACAUCUCAGCAGAUCACAAAGGAGCAGAGAGAGCAUGACCACAUGGAGCUGAGUGUAAAGCGGUGCUUAAGGGAUGUGUAUGAAGACUUCAGCCAACUUCUUCCUGAAGAGAGGGAGAGAGUGUGAAAUGUGAACGGACUGGAAACAAGGACUGUUGGACAGACUGAGCUGUGCUGCUUCAGUCAUCAGCUUGAUUUAAACUGACAUCCUGAAUGAUGGCUGUAGCACUCUGCUCUCCAAAGGCAUAAGUAACCUUUGCUUUGAAAAAGAGUGUUAUCAUACAGCUUCAACUUUCUCAUUAUAACCUUCAUGUAUUUCAUGUGGAGCUUAUGUGUUGGAAAGCAUAUUGUCAUGAGGUGGAAGGCAAGCUAUGCUUUUUCAAAAUGUUUGUGUAUACUGUGUUCUUUACUUCAAUACAUUGAAAGACAAAGUACCACAACACUACGUAGUAACACUACGGAGGAAACUAAUUUCAGGCACUUGUAUCCGGGAUCUCAUUCUUUCGGUCAUGACCCAAAGCUCAUGACCAUAGAUGAGGGUAGGAACGUAGA